Messenger RNA from Giardia duodenalis, 411 nucleotides. RefSeq lists its product as uncharacterized. NCBI's taxonomy places the organism in Eukaryota, Fornicata, Diplomonadida, Hexamitidae. The record is from RefSeq and is a predicted model, not a curated record. The coding region runs from base 1 to 411 and encodes 136 amino acids. The transcript has a single exon.
AUGGCUACGGUAUUAAGACAAAUGGUGGAUGUCCUUGACAGGGCAAUAGAACUGGUUGAUAGCACAUGUACUUAUUUAGAAGUCUUCCAGAAAAACCUUGACACAAAUGCCCAGACAACCCGGGAGACAGAUGAACUUGAGGCAUGUGCGGACAAAAUACUUCAUAAUGGAAAAGAUUUUAUGGACGUAUACCUUCAGGCCAGCGCGUUGCAUAGGUCCCUCUCAAGCGCAAGCACAAUUCCUAGGGGCCAAGAGGCCGGCCAUGUGCACUUUAUUUUUCAAACCAUAGCCUCGUACCUACUUUUGUUCAAUGUUUCCGCCAAAGACAUUUAUGCCCACACGCUCACGGUGGACAUGAUGGACAGUAGGCCCCUCUGGAGCGUCAAAAGCAUAGCCCUCAAAUGUCUUUAA